Molecule: messenger RNA, 1104 nt
Organism: Psilocybe cubensis
Lineage: Eukaryota; Fungi; Basidiomycota; Agaricomycetes; Agaricales; Agrocybaceae
Exons: 3
Coding region: 1-1104 (367 amino acids)
Biological process (GO): methylation
Molecular function (GO): methyltransferase activity
Source: RefSeq, a predicted model, not a curated record
AUGCCCUGUACUCCAAUGCCAGUUCGAUAUCAAAAUUUCUUGCCAGAGCAGGAGCCUGAUCCCCAUGACUACAAAGUGCGACUUGUCAAAGAACUAAUUGACCAUGGAGCUGUGAUUCUCGCGAAGCUUCUCAAGCUGCAAGGCGACGGAUGGAACGAUGAACGAAUCGAAGUUCACUUUCAAAAACAGCGUGAUGCUUCUGACAAUGCCUCACCUCAUCUCGAAGGUGUCUGGUACGACAAGAUGAAAGGAUUAAUGAAGGAGAUAGACACUCGUUUGAAGUGCAUUCCGGCGGAAGGGCACUUGUCUUUCUUGGACCUAGGAUGCUGCCCUGGAGGAUUUUCGUCAUAUAUCCUGACAAAGAAUCCUGCUUCGAGGGGAAUUGGAGUGUCGCUACCGGUUGAAGAUGGAGGGCACAAAUAUCUUCUCGAGGAGCAUCUUCUAACCCGACACAAACUAAUUUUUGCAAAUCUUACAAAAUACCAACUCAAUGCACACAGUGUACCAGAUCCCGACCUUCAACACCUCCCCUAUGAUAUCGUGAAGUCACCCUUUGAUCUCGUUCUUUUGGAUGGCCAUCAAUUGAGAACUCAAAUCUCAGCAAAACCAGGCGAUAUGCACCGUCUGUCGAUUUCUCAGCUCAUAAUCGCCCUUCGUACAGUCGCACCUGGCGGGACCAUUAUCAUGAAACUACCACUUCCCCAUAAGCCCAUCGCUGCACGAAUACUCUAUAUGCUAAAUGAAAUUUCAACAAAGAUUUGUCGGUGGAAGCCCAUGUCAAUUCAUGCAAACCGCGGAACAUUCUAUGUCGUGGCUUUCGGUGUUGGUUUAGACCCUAAAAAGGCCAAUUUGGCGACAUACCUUACCGGUUUACAGAAUCUUUGGUUCAGCCUAUCGUACGGAGGAGAAAACGGAGGUGGAAGGUACAUGACGGAUGAAGACCUUGACUUCAUAAUCCCCGUGGACGGCAUCAUCAACAAUCAUCUUGGUUGGCUUGCAGAAUUUGGAAACCCCCUUUGGCAUGUUCAAGUUAGUGCUCUUGAAAGAUUAUACGAGAAGAAUCACCGGAAACAGUGCAAGAAGUCCACCGAGGAUGCGACUUAG